This is a messenger RNA of Porites evermanni, 1875 nucleotides long. NCBI's taxonomy places the organism in Eukaryota, Metazoa, Cnidaria, Anthozoa, Scleractinia, Poritidae. The record is from the annotation of a GenBank genome assembly.
AUGCACUCUCCGACUGCUUUAACACUACCCUUAACGGACAUUUUGGACAAGCAUGCCCCGCUUAAAACAAGGAUUAUGAUAAAUCGUCCAAAGAUCCUGUGGUUUAACGAUUGUGACGGAAGGUUUUUCCACUUGAAACGAAUUUAAGGCUCAACGGGAACUCGGUGCUUGACUCACGAUAAUACUGGGGAAAACUAGACUCAAAUGGUAACUCGCUUGCGGGGAAGAGCCCUCACUUCUCCGUAGGACCGGGAUCUGACCACUAACUGGUACAGCAGUAGAUAAAACAGAACUAAACUUGGUUCCAACAGCGUUUAUUCUUCAGCGGAUCAAACAGCAAUAACUCGGCUAGGACACGGCGAAAUAAUCGGCGACGUAAUCGGCUAUGUAAUCGAAAAAUCAGUUCAAAGCAAUUUACUUAUAUGCGAUUUUUACAACCAUCGAAGACAAAAGAAUACAAUAGGAAUAAAAACAGAAAUCACUUAGAGUUAAAUGAAAACUAAAUACAAAUUCUAUUUUUAACCUGAAAUCUUUUGUUACUGUUGCUAUUUUAGAAAGUAAAAGUACUGAGACAAAGACCAAGCCAGGUCAGCAAAACAGCGUUUAUGUACAAAGUGCUACAUUAUGAAUAAAAUUGCAAGUCCAGCUAUCGGCUGUUUAAACAGGACAAGCGCAGACUAAUUGGAAGUUUUCACUUUAAACAAAAACCGAUCUAAUUUUAAAAUUACAAGACAGCAAAACCUUUCAUAUUCAAAAUUCGGUUAUCACCUCUCCUUAACUAACAACUUAAUGAAAUAUACUUUCGCAAAUAAAUAUAACUAAGUUGCAAUUAGAACGAAGUACAUCUGUAUCAAAGGCGUUACUAUGAAUAGAUGUCGUCUGGUAGUUAAAUCACGAAAAAUAGCUAGACUGAAGUCAAAUAAACCAUUAUUAAGAAAUUAAGUAUUCUUUCAAGAGUCAACAUCGACGUAAAUAAAAUGUAUAUAAUUGAAAAGAGAACGAGCAAUUACUUUUGUUUGCUAACGAAAACUGUUGGCUUUUUUAUGACUAUUACUUAGUGAACACAAACAACUGAAACAAAGAAAAGUAAAAUGGUACAAGUAAAAUGGUCGACACUCGGUCGAUAGUCGGUCGACACUCGGUCGACAGUCGGUCGAUACUCGGUCGACACUCGGUCGAUACUCGAUCGACAUUCGGUCGAUAUAGCGGUCGAUAGUCGGUCGAUAGUGGGUCGACACUCGGUCGAGACACGGUCGAUAGUCGUUCCAGAUGUGUCUCGGCCGAUAUAGCUUUUCGUUCACCGACACUUCGCCGACUUUUCGCCAUUUUUAAUGUUCUCCCCGGGGGGGAAAAAAAAUCCCACCCCCCCGGUUGGGGGGAGGGGGGGGGGGGGGGGGGGGGGGUGUAUGGAACCCCUCCCCGGAGUUUUUGAUAUGUUGCAGUUUUUUUAAACGAUUUUACGUUUAGUGGAAUUCCUUUGGUAUUCUUAACAAGAUGAGGUAUAUUUUAGGGGUGGUGGUGCUGCUGGAGGCCUGUGACGUCAACAACAAUUGCCGCCAUCUUGGCCGCCGUCUUGGAUUUUACAAAGAAUUAGAAAUCAGGUUAAAACCGGGAGAAAUGUUAUUUUUUUUCCUUUCCAUGAAAAAUGACAUAUAAAUAACCACUUUGCAUAAUUUUAGCCACAAGAUUUACUUCAUUGUUGAAGGAAAUUGAAAAAAUAUGUAUUUUCACCCAAAUUUGUUCGUCAAUCCACGUUCAACUUUCCUAAACUUUGCGGUCUUCAAUUCUAGAUCUGUUAGAGACAAGAUCGAGAGCAUUAUUGACCACGUCGUAGAAAAUGGCAUUGGCCUCUGCACCGUUACCGAGACCUGGUGA